Cryptococcus wingfieldii CBS 7118 is the source of this 654-nucleotide messenger RNA. RefSeq lists its product as hypothetical. NCBI's taxonomy places the organism in Eukaryota, Fungi, Basidiomycota, Tremellomycetes, Tremellales, Cryptococcaceae. The transcript is spliced from 2 exons. The coding region runs from base 1 to 654 and encodes 217 amino acids. The record is from RefSeq and is a predicted model, not a curated record.
AUGCCGAGUAACGGCGCUGAUACCCUCAGCACGGGCGAUGCGGACCCUUCUUCUGUCCAGCUAGACCACAUCAUCCGACAUAUUCUGGGGAAGGAUGAUGACGUUGAGGACAUCGAGGAUGACGAGGACGAGGACGAGGACGAGGAGGACAAGGAUGACGGGGACGGGGAGGAGGAUGGGGACGGGGAGGAGGAUGGGGACGGGGAGGAGGAUAAGGAUGAUGAUGACAAUGGGGAUGGAGAGGAACGCCCUCCAAUUGCCGUCAUCGCGACUCCAGCUCGCCAAUCUGUUGCAGGCAGUCGUAAGGCGGCUCACACUCCCAAGACCCCUCUCAGUCUCCAUGACUCUGCUGGUAAGGGAAUGGCGGCGGACGAUGAGAUGGAGCGCCUGCAGAAGAAUGCCGAGGAGCACACCCAGCGCCGCCAUGAUGAGAUGAUACUGGUUGAGAAGGAGAAGAUGAUGGCUGAGAAGGAGAGGAUGAUGGCUGAGAAAGAGAGGGUCGAGAUCGAGAAGGAGAAGGCGGGGCAAGAGGUGUUGUCCUCCAAACUCGAGAUGUGGCACAAGCACAUUGUGUUCAACAUGGAGAGACGAGGUAUGUCGUAUGAGGCUGCCUCGGAGGAUGCCCGCGCGAUGAUGCCUUCUUUCAUGGGAUAG